Molecule: messenger RNA, 582 nt
Organism: Lactuca sativa (garden lettuce)
Lineage: Eukaryota; Viridiplantae; Streptophyta; Magnoliopsida; Asterales; Asteraceae
Source: RefSeq, a predicted model, not a curated record
AUGGAUACUCGUCAACAAUUGAAGAAAAAUUCCAAGGUGGUUGAGCAAAGUUCAAGGUUAGUGUUGGGAGAAUUACCAAAGAAGAUUGGAGAUCCUGGACAUCUCACUCUUCCAUGUGAGUUUGGGAACAAUCUAAAGACUUAUGCUUCAGCCGAUUCUGGGGCUAGCAUAAAUUUGAUGCCUUUCUCAUUUUACAAAAAGCUUAAUAUUCAGAAGAUGAAGGCUACCAAAAUGAAAAUUCACAUUGAAAACCGUUCAGUGACACAACCAAGGGGCAUUGUAGAAGACAUAUUAGUAAAAAUUGGAAAUUUUGUUUUCCCAAUUGAUUAUGUGAUUAUGGAUAUGAAAGAAGAUCUCGAUGUCCCCAUUAUUCUUGGUCGCUCAUUACUUAACACUACUGGUGCCUUGGUUGAUAUUUGCGAGUCCAAAAUCACUUUGAGAAUAGGUGAUGAAAAGGAAACUUUUGGAAUAGAAGAUGGUUUCCAAGGGAGUGAUGUUCAAGGAGAGGUUUUCAAUAUAGAUAAAGAGGAUGAACUUGAAGAAUUGGGGAAGUUGAUUGAAGAAGAAAUAAAAACAAUUUAA